This is a messenger RNA of Hemiscyllium ocellatum (epaulette shark), 3147 nucleotides long. Its product is annotated as cysteine-rich secretory protein LCCL domain-containing 1-like. The transcript has 15 exons. Lineage: Eukaryota; Metazoa; Chordata; Chondrichthyes; Orectolobiformes; Hemiscylliidae. The record is from RefSeq and is a predicted model, not a curated record. Gene Ontology annotation, cellular component: extracellular region. Bases 242 to 1849 code for a protein of 535 amino acids.
UGGCGGAGCUCAGUCCGUGCUCCCAGCGGUGACUGUAGCGGAUCAUCCCGCCCACCGGCACUAGCCCGAGCAGAGACCCUAUCGCCCAGCCUUUCCCUGCAGCUGGAAAGCCCCCGUCCUGACACUCUCUCUGUCCCAACCAGCAGCAGUUGUUGUUGUGAGCACUGACGCUUCAAGCAAGCCAGGAUUUAGGGUGGUGCUGUGGAGUUAAUCCCAGAGUAUUAUUUUGUGGUCAUUCACCAUGAAGUCUUCAGAGUUGGGAUGGAUGAGAGUCAGUGCUUCACUAAUCAUCGCACAAACAGUUAUGAUGAUGAGCCCCAAUGUUACUCCUGAGUUGGCUCCAUUGACGAAUGACCAAGAAGAACUCUUGGCAAGUGAAACAGUCACUCGAGUGAACAACAACUUUACAGAUGGUUUGGAUUCAAUCAUGAGAAAAUAUUUGGAUCAACAUGGACAGAGAACGUCCAGAAGGGCCAAGAGGUCUAUCACUGAUCUGGACAGACAAGUCAUCUUGGAUCUUCAUAACAAACUGAGGAGUCAGGUAUCGCCAAGUGCCUCCAAUAUGGAAUAUAUGACAUGGGACGAUGAAUUGGAAAGAUCUUCAGAAGCUUGGGCUGCAGGUUGCCAGUGGGAACAUGGUCCAGCUCAUCUGCUGCCUUCAAUAGGGCAGAAUCUGGGAGCACACUGGGGCAGAUAUCGGCCGCCCACCUUUCAUGUUCAAGCAUGGUAUGAUGAAGUUCGCGAUUACAUGUAUCCAUAUCCUCAAGAAUGUAACCCGUGGUGUCCCUAUAGAUGUUUUGGGCCAGUGUGCACCCAUUAUACUCAGGUAGUGUGGGCAACGAGUAACAAAGUUGGCUGUGCCAUUAACUUAUGCAUAAACAUGAACAUCUGGGGUCAAAUAUGGGAAAAAGCCAUUUACUUGGUUUGCAACUACUCUCCCAAGGGAAACUGGUGGGGUCAUGCUCCUUACAAACAUGGGCCUCCCUGUUCUGCCUGCCCUCCUAGCUAUGGAGGAGGCUGUAGAGAUAAUCUGUGUUACAAAGCAGAUGGCACAGACCACCAUUACCCUCCUUCCGAACCAGAGGAGGAAACCAAUGAGGUUGAGCGAGAGCGAACAGGAACUCAGACUCAUUCAAAAGCUCGAACGCAAACCAUUCCCUCAAGAACAGAACAGCUUGAGUUGAACGAGGUUAUAAAUACCCAACAAAUGUCUCAGUUGAUGUCUUGUGAAACUAAACUCCGUGAUCAAUGCAAGGGAACAACUUGCAAUAGGUAUGAAUGCCCAGCAGGUUGUUUGUACAGUACAGGGAAAGUCAUUGGAACGCUGCAUUAUGAAAUGCAAUCAAGUCUAUGUAGAGCAGCAAUACAUUAUGGAGUACUCGACAAUGAAGGUGGCUGGGUGGAUGUGACCAGACAAGGAAAGAAACCAUUCUUUAUAAAAGCCAAUAGGAAUGGGGUCCAAUCAUAUGGUAAAUACAGAGCUGCCAAUUCAUUUACCAUUUCGAAAGUAACAGUCCAAUCUGCUAAUUGCGAGACAAGAGGACAUCAAAUGUGUACAUUCACGAAACCAGCCUCACAUUGCCCGAGGAUAUAUUGUCCACGAAAUUGUAUGCAAGAAAAUCCCCAUCUGGCUCGGGUCAUUGGAACCCACAUCUAUUCCGAUAGAUCCAGUAUUUGCAGAGCAGCCGUACAUGCUGGGGUCAUUCAUAAUCAUGAAGGAGGUUAUGUUGACGUGAUGCCAGUGGACAAAAAAAAGCAUUAUGUUGGCUCAUACCAGAAUGGAAUAUUCUCUGAAAGCCUUAAGAAUCCACCUGGAGCCAAAGCAUUCAGAAUAUUUGCUGUCAUCUGAUUCCAUGAGAAAAUAAUGCAGGAAAGUCAGUUCAGUACUUGGAAGAAGCAAAGUGUUUCAACUAUUCAUUAUGCUUUUUGCUGAGUUGUCAUAUUGGCAGAAACAAUUUAGUCCAUUGUAAAUCAAACAUUUCUGUGCCAUAAAUUGAUAAAAAAUAUAUUGCUGAAUAUCAGAAACACAGUUUAAAGGUACUUAAGGUCAUAGUAAAACUCCCCUUUUUUAGUUAUACUUAAUAAAUUCACAUUUCUGUAAUUACUGUUUUGUUACAGAAUGCUGCUAACUCAAUGGUGCAACCAAAAAUAUAUACACACAAUUCAACUGAAAGCCAAGAUUAGGUAGGAUUAACUGAAAGCUUUGUGAACCUGGCAUUUAUUCCUGCAGGGCAGGAUGUAAGCCAACUAUAAUAAUGUAUUAUCAGUAGAAAUGGAAAGUUUGUGCAGACCGUGAGGGAGAAAUUGGAACUCACCACGCCCGUUUCUUCAAUGAAGGAAGAACAUUGGGACUCUAACUCAAUCUCUUGCACCCAAUCUUCCCCAGAUAAGCAGCAGCUGCCAACCAGGAAGCUGGAAACUUCCAAGUGGCCAUAAUCUCCACCUGAAAUGGGUGUUAGGUGCUUUGAAAAUGCAACUGAAUGUCCUAACGCUGUGCCUGACAGCCCAUAUCAAUUUUGUCAUGAAUGACCUGACCCUUGCAUGAUCUGCCCAGUUGAGCUGGGUCUUCAGAAACCCGACUGAUGGCCCUUAAAGGGACCAUUGGAGGCCACCACCACCCCCACCAAAGUAAAAAGGUAAAUGUCCCUUUUAAUAUUAGCGGAACCAGUUGCAAUGUGAGUACUCCUCCUGUUUUGGCAAUCAUACUGGGGUGUGUUCCCACCACUUUCCCUCUGGUUUGGCUCCCUUUCUCUCUCCACCCACCUGCAGGCUGGUUUGUACUGUUACCUGUGAGCUGAAUUAGACAAUCAACUGGAUUCUGCAGCUGAUGAGGCUCAAGGCCAAAUUUCCAGGCGUUACUUUUGGGUGCGUGUUCAUUUUGUGACACUCAUUUCACGUCAGUUGCCAGCAUGACUCCUAUUUCUUGGCCAAUUUGGCAAAGUCCUUCAUACCAGCCCAUUUAAAGUCAUUAGAUAACAUUCCUGGCCAUAUUAGCGCAAUGUAUGUACGGGUGGGCCAUAUAAUCUGGAUUGUAAAGCCCUACUUUGGAAAAUAAGCUAGCACAUUUACAUUCCAUGUUCUGUUAUUUGAAACAUGGUAGAAAGGUGAUGUUUGUUACUAUUAAAAACACUUGCUUACAGACCACAA